Molecule: messenger RNA, 816 nt
Organism: Lineus longissimus
Lineage: Eukaryota; Metazoa; Nemertea; Pilidiophora; Heteronemertea; Lineidae
Exons: 6
Coding region: 24-758 (244 amino acids)
Source: RefSeq, a predicted model, not a curated record
GCAAGGGUGAUAGCAGGUUCCAUAUGCAUAUGUGUGACAUGAGACGUAACCUUACUACUCUGGAGGAUGCCCUACGUGACCAACAGAUCAGUAGAGAUAUGUACCAGUCGGCUGUUGAUAUAGUUGAGCGAGCCAUGAUGAUCCCUGCCAUAAGGUUGUACCACCUAUUCUCAAGAUACAUAGCAUUCAGGAGACUCACUCACUUCAGGGAUAUUGUGGAGACCCACUUAGAAGAUGCCAAGGAAGAAUCAUUGGAAGCUUCUGCCAUGAAGUGUUACCUUGCCAAGGUUGAGAACAACAUUGGGAAAUCGACGAAAGUUUGGCAGGAGCGGACGCAUAUGUUGGACCAGGAGAGAAGAGAACUGUUCUCCUCGAUGAGCACACUGUUUCAAGAGGUUUCUUACACAAACCAAAUUCUCAAGGAACAACAAACCCGGAAGGAACUGAAUCCACUUCUCACACGACACCAGUGGGAUCAAAACUCUUCCUCGAUCAACUCCCAACAGAAGUCCAAGAUGGGCAGCGUCCUCGCCAAAACGUUCUUUCCCAGGUUGGAGUCGAGAGAGACACUCGUUGGGCGGAGCCGGACUUCUCACCACCUGUCACCUCUUCUGUGGAGAUUCCCAAGCUCCUCGAGUACGACAUCAAUGGAUCUAUCAAAUUGGCUCAUAGAGAGGUUGAGAAGACCGCCAGGGCUGCCUAUCCACUGUCAUACUCGGAAUUCUACGAUUACAGUGCAUCAAGACUGUCGUCUAUGACAAAGAUACGGAAGCAGGAACACAUUGCUCAACUCCGUCCAUCUGUGGACAUCUUGAU